UGCUAGGUAACCGCUACUAACGCUAAACACUCGGUGAAUGCGACACAUCCAGAAAAGUUUUCUUUUCCAAAUUUGAUUUAAAAUGGGGAAAGAUUAUUACGCUACACUGGAAAUUAACCAAACUGCAGCUGACGCGGAUAUUAAGCAGUCGUAUCGUCGGCUAGCACUGAAAUAUCAUCCGCAGAUCAACAAGCAGCCCGGUGCUUACGAGAAGUUCAACCAACUUGCUGAAGCUUAUGAUGUUCUCAGUGACCCUCGGAAAAAGGCCACGUAUGAUAAGUUUGGAGAGGAGGGCCUUAAAGGUGGAAUACCUCCAGAGUCAGCGGCGAGCGGUGCAUGGUCUUCAGGAUACACCUACCAUGGAAAUCCUGAAAAAACAUUCAGGCAGUUUUUUGGAGGAGAUAAUCCUUUUGCUGAUUUUCACAUCACAGACGUCGAACUUGGCUUUGGAGGCCUCCGUGGACAAGCAGUAAAAAAGCAGGAUCCACCUAUUGAGCGAGACCUGCAUUUAGCCUUAGAGGACCUUUUCCACGGAUGUACCAAAAAGAUAAAGAUUUCCCGGCAUGUGAUGAAUGAAGAUGGGCAGACAUCAAGCAUCAAGGACAAGAUUCUAAGCAUCACAGUAAAACCAGGCUGGAAGGAAGGGACACGGAUAACAUUUCCCAAAGAGGGUGAUCAGGGCCCAAACUGCAUCCCAGCAGACAUCAUUUUCAUCGUUCGCCAGAAACCGCACCCGAUGUAUGUCCGUCAGGGUAACAACUUGAUUUACACAGAAAACAUAUCACUCGAGAAGGCACUGACUGGGUUUUCGGUGGAGGUGGAGACACUAGAUGGCAGACUUCUCAACAUUCCCAUCAAUGAUAUUGUAUGUCCACAGUACAGCAAGCUGGUGACAGGAGAGGGAAUGCCUUUAUCCAGCCACCCAACUGCACGUGGAGAUCUGAUCAUCCGGUUUAAUACCCAGUUCCCAGAGAAGCUCUCUGCUGAGAAGAAACUGCUCAUUAAGAAAGCCCUCAACACUUGACUAACAUUUAUAAAACCCAUGGUUUUAUAAGAUCAUCCAUAACUUAUAUUCAUUUUAAUUUGUAUAGCGCUUUUAACAAUGAACAUUGUCUUAAAGCAGCUUUACACAUACACCGAUAUGUGUACAAACCGUUAUCAGUUCUGCUCUUGAGAAAUAAAAACACACUGCUGUAUUUUCAGAAACUUUAA
This is a messenger RNA of Silurus meridionalis, 1212 nucleotides long. RefSeq names its product DnaJ heat shock protein family (Hsp40) member B13 (gene dnajb13). The transcript is spliced from 8 exons. Gene Ontology annotation, cellular component: cytosol. Bases 83 to 1024 code for a protein of 313 amino acids. Gene Ontology annotation, molecular function: protein-folding chaperone binding. Lineage: Eukaryota; Metazoa; Chordata; Actinopteri; Siluriformes; Siluridae. The record is from RefSeq and is a predicted model, not a curated record.